This is a messenger RNA of Medioppia subpectinata, 2518 nucleotides long. NCBI's taxonomy places the organism in Eukaryota, Metazoa, Arthropoda, Arachnida, Sarcoptiformes, Oppiidae. The record is from the annotation of a GenBank genome assembly.
AUUUAAUACUAAUUUAUAUUAAUUUUAAACUAAUAUUUAGAUUUUGAUAUUAAACAUGAAAUUCUUAAUAGCAUUGAUGUGUGGAUUGGUUUGUAUUGUGAGCGCAGACUAUCCUAUAGAGGAAUAUAAAGCGGUCGCUAAGUCCCGGAACUUUACAGGAAAAGUGGUUCUCGUGACCGGUUCCUCGUCGGGCAUCGGAGAGGGAAUCGUUAAACUGUUCUCAAUAUUAGGGGCUAAUGUUGUGGUCACCGGAAGGACAGCUCCAGAUGUUCAACGAGUAGCUAAAGAAGUUCAGGAAUUAUCUCCGUUAAAACUGAAGCCAUUAGAAGUUGUGGGGGAUAUCACUAAAUCUUCAGAUGUAAAUAAUUUGAUCGAUUCUACGGUCAAAACUUUUGGCCGAUUGGAUGUAUUGGUUAAUAACGCCGGUAUAUAUCCGGACACAAACAUCACCCAAACAGACUUAUUAUCAGUUUGGGAUCAAGUAUUUGGCGUUGAUUUACGCGCUGUCGUAGAACUCAUCCACCGAUCGGUUCCACAUCUGGAGAAGACUAACGGAACUAUUAUUGAUAUUUCAAGUGACUUAUCUCUCGCACCGAUCAAACAAAAGCUAGCUUAUUGUCCGGCCAAAGCGGGUCUGGAUAUGUUGACCAAAAUAUUAGCCCUGGAAUUGGGGCCCAAAGGUAUUCGUGUCAAUACUGUUAAUCCGGGUGUAACCCAUGUAAGAGAGCCCCCGAACCCAAUGGAAAAGCUUACGGCAAAAGUAACGCCAUUGGGACGCAAUGGUCAACCCCUAGACAUGGCCCGUGCGGUCGCAUUCCUGGCCUCCACUGACGCCGAGUUUAUUACCGGCGCUAAUAUUUUAGUGGACGGCGGACUUGUAUACAACAUGGACUAUCCUAUAGAAGACUAUAAAGCGGUUGCAAAGUCGCGGAACUUUACGGGUUCUGUAGUUGUAGUGACCGGUUCCUCGUCGGGCAUCGGAGAGGGAAUCGUUAAACUGUUCUCAAUAUUAGGGGCUAAUGUUGUGGUCACCGGAAGGACAGCUCCAGAUGUUCAACGAGUAGCUAAAGAGGUUCAGGAAUUAUCUCCGCUAAAAUUGAAGCCAUUAGAAGUUGUGGGGGAUAUCACUAAAUCUUCUGAUGUAAAUAAUUUGAUCGAUUCUACGGUCAAAACGUUUGGCCGAUUGGAUGUUUUGGUCAAUAACGCCGGUAUAUAUCCGCAAACAAACAUCACUCAAACAGAUCUGUUAUCAGUUUGGGAUCAAGUAUUUGGCGUCAACUUACGCGCUGUCGUAGAACUCAUCCACCGAUCGGUUCCACAUCUGGAGAAGACUAACGGAACUAUUAUUGAUAUUUCUAGUGACUUAUCUCUCGCACCGAUGAACCAAAUGCUUGCUUAUUCAUCGGCCAAAGCGGGUCUGGAUAUGUUGACCAAAAUAUUAGCCCUGGAAUUGGGGCCCAAAGGGAUUCGUGUCAAUACUGUUAAUCCGGGUGUAACUCAUGUAAGAGAGCCCCCGAACCCAUAUGAAAAGUUGGCCCCAAAGGUGACGCCAUUGGGAAGAGUGGGUCAACCCCUAGACAUGGCCCGUGCGGUCGCAUUCCUGGCCUCCACUGACGCCCAGUUUAUUACCGGCGCUAAUAUUUUAGUUGACGGCGGACUUCUAUACAACAUGGACUAUAGUAUAGAAGACUAUAAGGCGGUCGCAAAGUCGCGGGACUUUACGGGAAAAGUGAUUAUAGUGACCGGUUCCUCGUCGGGCAUCGGAGAGGGAAUCGUUAAACUGUUCUCAAUAUUAGGGGCUAAUGUUGUGGUCACCGGAAGGAAAGCACAGGACGUUCAACGAGUGGCCAAAGAAGUGCUAGAAUUAUCGCCUCUAAAAUUGAAGCCAUUACAAGUUGUGGGAGAUUUGACCAAAAGCUCUGAUAUAAACAAUUUAAUCGAUUCAACGAUCAAAACGUUUGGUAAAAUUGAUGUAUUGGUCAAUAACGCCGGUAUAUAUCCGCUGACAAACAUCACACAACCGGAUCUGUUGUCAGUUUGGGAUCAGAUAUUUGCCGUCGAUUUACGCGCUGUCGUAGAACUCAUUCACCGAUCGGUUCCACAUCUGGAAAAAACCAACGGAACUAUAAUUGAUAUCUCAAGUGUCUGCUCACUCGCACCGAUGAAGGGUACUUCGGCUUAUUCAUCAGCUAAAGCGGGUCUGGAUAUGUUGACCAAAAUAUUAGCUCUGGAAUUGGGGCCCAAAAACAUUCGCGUCAAUACUAUUAACCCGGGAACUAUACACGUGAGAGACCCGCCGACUCCUAUAGAAGUAAUUUCGCCGAAAUACACGCCAUUGAGAAGGAAUGGCGAGCCCUUAGACAUCGCCCGUGCGGUUGCAUUCCUGGCCUCCACUGACUCACAGUUUAUUACCGGCGCGAAUAUAGUGGUAGACGGCGGGGCUAUAUAUAACGCCGGUGUUUUUAAUACCAUUAUAUUUUAACCCUGUAUUUGCAUUAUUGAAAUAAAGUAAAUUACA